This is a messenger RNA of Drosophila melanogaster (fruit fly), 1961 nucleotides long. RefSeq lists its product as uncharacterized. Gene Ontology annotation, molecular function: zinc ion binding. Gene Ontology annotation, cellular component: nucleus. The record is from RefSeq and is marked reviewed. The transcript is spliced from 2 exons. NCBI's taxonomy places the organism in Eukaryota, Metazoa, Arthropoda, Insecta, Diptera, Drosophilidae. Bases 44 to 1900 code for a protein of 618 amino acids.
CGUUGUUGAUAGCCCUGAAAAUUGUAAACAAACGACUAGGGCGAUGGAGAACGUGUGUCAGUGCUGCAAGGUACGACCGGGCUUGUCGGUCAAACGCGGUGGCUCGCUUCCGAAAACCCUUUGCCUGCAGUGCCUGCAUAUGGACACAUUUGGCACCAAGCAUAAGGGACCAAGGCCCGAAACCCAAAUUAACGACAAGGUUCACUUAGAAAUGUCCAUAAACGGCGAAGACGGCCUGCCGGAGCAUCCUUUAUAUCCAGAAGUGCAACUGGUAGUUAAGGAGGAGGACGCUCUAAUUAAGAAGAAGGUUAUCGAGGAAAACCACAUACAUAAUGAGGAGAUCAUAGGAGCGAGCAACAUAGUAGACGUAGAGGUUCAUGAGAAUCAUCGCGCAAAUAACGACGUGAUCCUCAUACAGGAUUCCUUCGCUGAGGAGGUAAUUCUUGAGGAUCAUCCCGCAAAUAACGACGUGAUCAUCAUACAGGAUUCCGUCGCUGAGGAGGAGCUCCCCGUAAUUAAGGAGGAGGCUAUUGAAGGGGAGGACUUGCAGGGAGAAUACUUUAUAAUAACAGAAUGUCUGGAAGAGCCAGCAAUCGGAAGCUGUCGCGUUUGCUUGGAACAGUCUGACAACUUAACCAAUAUAUUUGAUGACGCGCAUCAGUACGGAAUUCCGAUUGCCACGAUACUCUCUCAGUACACAGGAAUGCCAGUUGAGAAAGGCGAUUCAUUUUCUGAAUAUAUCUGUGUAACUUGUCUGGAUGUUGUGAAAAAUGCAUUCGAUGAUUUAGAGUCUAAAGAAAAUACUAUCCAGAUGUACCGACAACCUAAAGAGGAGAUCAUUGACAUAGAUUCAAUUCCAGUAAAAAACAAGCCAGUUGAUUAUGAAGUUACUGGGAAGCCACCUCACAGAUGCCCUCAGUGCCCAAAGAUAUUCUUACUCGCCGCCAAACUUCAAGCUCACAUUCGGACUCAUAAUGAAACGCGUACCACCGAGCCUCCACGGCUGAAAUGUCCCAUGUGUCCAAGUAUAUAUAUGAAACGCGGAUGUCUUGAAGCCCAUAUGUGGAUUCAUAGGGCCUCUGAUGAAAGAGAAUCAGAGUUGGAGCCUCCGUACAGGUGCCCUCACUGUCCAAAACUGUUCCUUUACUCCAGCUUUCUUGAAAUUCACAUUCAGACACAUGAGGAUGUCUCUCAGAGACUGUCUCGGAAGUCAUCGCACAAGUGCGCGCAGUGUGCAGAUGUAUUCUCAGACGUGUCCAGCCUUAAAGACCACGUAAAAAUCCACGCGGGGGAACGAACGUUCAAAUGUCCCCUCUGCCUGAUGUCCUUUCAAGAAGAAAGUAACCUAAAGAGUCACGAUUGUGCUCACACUCGUUUCAAGUGCCACAAGUGUUCCAAGUUUUUCGAAAGUCAGAAUUAUCUAGAUUUUCACUUCAAGAAAAGUCACACGACGAAAGGUCCGUUCAAGUGCAUAAAGUGCCAGCAAACUUUUCAAAAAAGAAACGGUCUUAAAGAACACAUCAGUUCGCAGGUUUGCGUACAAUUUCUCCGGAGUAAGUCUCCUGGACAAAUAUUCCCUUGUCCCAAAUGCCCGAAAAAAUUUAGCAUAGAAGACAAUUAUCAAAUGCACCACGCCACUCACAAGAAAGUAAAGACUGUUAUCGAGAGGCACAACUGUACACAGUGCAAAAAGUCCUAUCAAAAUAAAAAACUUCUUACCAAGCACAUUUUGAGUCACAACCGGUGUGUCCACUGCUCGAUGUCCUUUACGAGCAAAUAUCUUCUGGAGCAGCACACUUGUUCCCAGAGUUACCAAUUAAAUGGGAGCAGGGGUCGCAAAAAUCCUAAUUUGAACUACAACGAAUGCGAGGAGUCCAACGAAAGUGAUUUGGAACCAUAGCAUAAAUAUUAUAAUAUCUAUAUAAGAAAACCCCCACAAGCAAAUAAACAGAACCAGUUUG